UUAAAGUGGGUUUCACAGUAAUUGAUUUUGUACAUAUACACCGGUACGAAAAUUCGAACCACAUCAUCAAAAUAGCUUAGAAGUUUUCAUCUAUGUACAAAUGAAAGCUGGAAUAUGGGUAAAAGAAGGGAGUCGAUGAAAGAAAAAACUGACAGAGAUGAGUCUCCAGAGAGUAUCAGUUCUCCACCACACCACAAGAAGCACAAAAAACAUAAAAAGAAACACAAGAGGAAAGGAAAUGAAGAACCUGACGUUAGCUCGGACAUUGGCUCACCUAAAGGUCCACUCAAACUCAAACUGAAAAUUGGAACUGAAACUCUUGGGACAAAAAAUGUUGUGACAGUUACAUCAGAACCAGCAGAUACUAUUGUCAAUGUCACAGAUGAUCAAUGGGAAGUGGAUGAGCGUGACCCCACCAUAAGAACAAAAAAGCCAGGGGAUGAGACUUCAGAUGAGGAGAAAGAAUGGCUCUCGGCACUUGAGAAAGGCGAGCUUGACGAUUAUGGUGAAGUGAGCAAGGGAAAGAAAGAUCCUUCCCUCAUGACGGCCAGACAGAGAGCUCUGAAACAUGGCACUCAAGAACAAGAACUGCUGCAGUUGCCAACAGGUUACAGGCAAGUUGAGCUUACAGAGGAGCAGUUGAAAAGACGAGAGCAAAGAGCAAAUAAACGGAAACAAAUGGCCCAGGAAAAGAGAGAAAAAGACAAAAGACAGACAAUUGAUAGACUUCUGAAAAAGCAGGAAAGCAGAUUGAAAAAGGGCAGAGGUGGUAGGAAAACAGACGCACCAAAAGUUACAUACAUCAACAACACAUCUGGAAUCUCUAUAUCAGUACCAGAAGGGAUACAGUUUCCCUUUGAAGCCCAGAAAUCUGAGAAACCACCACCUAGACCCAAGUGUGCGGUCAAAAGCUGCAAAAAUGAUAAAAAAUAUUCGUGUUCGAAAACAGGUGUACCAUUAUGUAGCCUUGAGUGUUAUAAGAAAAAUCUCAUUUCUCAUAAACUGACACCACCUAGUUUAAUUACAACCUGAAAAUGUGAAAAAGUAAGUUUAGAUGGAGAAAAAAGAGAUGUGUUUAAGAUUUUGCAUGUUGGCAGUCUGAAUACUUACUGUGGUGUCAUAUAUGACACCAAGCCAGAAGUACAUUGGAUGUACCUAUUGCUAAUGUCAUAGAUUCUUACAAAAUUUGACAUGUUUUUAUGCUCACAAAACAUGAAGUGUUUCUUUUUAAACUUUGCAUCCUGAAAACUUUUAGACAAUGUUACAUCAAUAUUGUAUAAUUUUGUAUAAUAUAAGGGAAGACUUGCAUUAGGACAGGCUAGUUAUUUUGAUAGAUUUCCUUUUAUUUUGUUGCACAGAAUUCAAAGGACUUCCACUCAUUUGCUAGCGGCACUUCUGUGACAGUUUAUUAUGGCAUACUUUAGUUCACAUGCUCCUCUCUUCAUCGAGUUCAAAAGCUCUGUCUGCAUAUAGAAGUGUUAUAUUGUGAGAAAGCUAUUGAGUGAAAUUGUGGAAGGUCAGUGGUUCUAUGCUGGUAUCUGCCCAAGUCCGAUACAACGUCUGAAUUGGCCUUUGAGGUCUUACUCCACUAUUGAGAGUAGUAAGACACCAUGUGGGGUAAAUCACCUGACAAGCUUGAAGAACCAAGGAAGCUUCUUCAAUUGAAGCGUCAUAUAUAUAUAUUUCAUUGUAAUUAGAUAAAUAGUUUUUUUUUCUUAAAUUUCUUAUGUAUCUUUACUUGUUUAGAUCAAUAUACAAAUAUUUAAGAUACAAUAAAAGUCUUUGUCCAUAUAAUUUGCAUGUUAUUUAUUGCCAAAAACACAGCCUUAGAGCCACGUGUUUGCAAAGUAGGCACACAACAAAAAGAAGCUGUAACCGAAAAAUAUUGCAGACUGAUUGCUUCAAAAAUCCAACAAGUACAUAUAAAUUUUAUGCAAAAUAUAGAUAGAGGGGGAGUAACGGGUAGAAACGGGGGUAUGGGGGAGGAGGUUGAAGGGGAAAGUAGAACAAGGAUGAAUAUACAAAGGGAAUACUACAUUCCUUAAUCACAGUUACACUACAAUGUAAACCACAAUAGCGCAAACAUUCAUGUACCAAAGAUAAACACACACAGCCACACCCAACUAACUAACAUAGAUAAACAGACAAGUAAGAUACAACAACACAGUAGGGCACCGCCUAAGACACACGCACACAUAUAAGCAGGAAAAAAACAAUCGUGUACUGCCUUGGGAUUCUAUGAAACCAUAGUUUGUGUAAGAUUAUUAAAAUUACAAAUGAUGUGUGUAGUAAGCAAGUCUACAAGAUAGAUUAAGCUCCGCCUAUGAUAUCAUAUUCCAUUAUUGUUUCUGUAUGUAAGAUAUAUACAUAUUUCUAUAGGGGGAGUGUGAGGUUAUACUUUGGAUGCAACACACAUAUUAAAUAUAUAUAAACCAUC
Messenger RNA from Mercenaria mercenaria, 2437 nucleotides. Its product is annotated as INO80 complex subunit B-like. The record is from RefSeq and is a predicted model, not a curated record. The transcript has 8 exons. Gene Ontology annotation, cellular component: Ino80 complex. NCBI's taxonomy places the organism in Eukaryota, Metazoa, Mollusca, Bivalvia, Venerida, Veneridae. Gene Ontology annotation, biological process: chromatin remodeling. The coding region runs from base 115 to 1032 and encodes 305 amino acids.